Molecule: messenger RNA, 975 nt
Organism: Paraglomus occultum
Lineage: Eukaryota; Fungi; Glomeromycota; Glomeromycetes; Paraglomerales; Paraglomeraceae
Source: the annotation of a GenBank genome assembly
AUGUCUUUUCAACUAUUCUCCCGCUUUCCCCGCUUCUUCCACUUUUUCGCCUGUCUCCUGAUCGCAAUCCCCAUCUUUUCAUACGUUUCAGCUGUCCCUGCUCCUGCUGAUGGAGUAAGAAAUCCAAACAAUAAACUUAAGAUUACUCCAAGUUUCACUUCGGAAUCGAACGGUGAUGUCAGCGGUAUACAAUCUGGCAGCCCUGACUUAAGCGGUCCUCCAAGGACUGGCAAGAUUAAAUACCAUGGAGGAUUUGUCAAUACUGGCACCAUUGACAUCUAUUAUAUUUAUUAUGGUAGCUGGUCUAGUGCUGAUCGCAGUACUCUCGAUUUUUUGAUGAACAAUAUCGGGUCAACCGGCUAUACUAAAAUUCUCGCUUCUUACAACGACGGUAACAAUAAGAGUCUCAGUGGCAAUGUCAGACUUGCCGGAACUUUUCUUGAUAAUUAUUCCGUUGGCAAAUCUAUUACGGACAAUACUAUGGUCAAUGUUGUCUCAAACGCGAUAAAGAAAGCGCAAUGGCCAGCAGAUCCGGGUGCUGUUUAUUUCAUUCUAGGCAGUUCGGAUGUGAACCACACUUCUGGAUUCUGUAGCGACUUUUGCGGAUUUCAUACAUUUGAUACAAUUCAUGGGGCAGAUAUCAAAUACGCAUUUGUUGGUGAUCCCACCAAAUGCCUUGAUGGAUGCGCUCCGUUGUAUGCCAAUUCAAUUUCCCCCAACAACAAUCCUGGCAUUGAUGGCAUGGCCAGUAUUAUCAUGCAUGAAAUGGUCGAGAGUAUUACAGAUGGAGAUUAUGAUGCUUGGUUUGAUGACUUUGACUAUGAAAUGGCCGACAAAUGUGUAUGGAACUUUGGCGGUUCUACAUUUAUUAAACCCGCUAGAAAUGGGGCUUUGUAUAAUUUGGAUGUUGGGCAAAACCAAUACCUUGUUCAGCUACUGUGGCACCGAACAAAGCAAUGUAGGCUUACGGCUUGA